Microcebus murinus (gray mouse lemur) is the source of this 2378-nucleotide messenger RNA. RefSeq names its product torsin family 1 member B (gene TOR1B). Gene Ontology annotation, molecular function: ATP hydrolysis activity; kinesin binding; ATP binding. Gene Ontology annotation, cellular component: endoplasmic reticulum; nuclear envelope; endoplasmic reticulum lumen. Lineage: Eukaryota; Metazoa; Chordata; Mammalia; Primates; Cheirogaleidae. Gene Ontology annotation, biological process: protein localization to nucleus; nuclear membrane organization. The record is from RefSeq and is a predicted model, not a curated record.
GCGGAAGUGACGCAAACAGGAAGUCCGGCCGGCCGCUCGGCCGCCCGGGCGCGCAGCGCAGCGGCCGCGGCGGGUUCUGAGGCGAGGGGAUGAGGCGGACGGAGCGGCUCUGGGGCGCGGCGGUGCUGCAGCUGCUGCUGACUGCCCGAGUGGUGUCGGCGUUAGAGCCCAUCAGCGUGGGCAUCGCCAUCGGGGCCGCGUCGCUCCUCACCGGCUACCUGUCCUACAAGGACAUCUACUGCCGCUUCUCCGAGUGCUGCCGCGAGGAGCAGCCGUUCAACGCCUCGGCCCUGAAGCUGGAUUUGGAGGAGAAACUGUUUGGACAGCAUGUGGCCACAGAAGUGAUUGUCAAGGCACUGACUGGCUUCAGGAGCAACAAAAAUCCCAAGAAACCACUGACCCUUUCCUUACACGGCUGGGCUGGCACAGGCAAGAAUUUUGUCAGCCAAAUUGUGGCUGAAAAUCUUCACCCAAAGGGCCUGAAGAGUAACUUUGUCCACCUGUUUGUAUCGACUCUGCACUUCCCUCAUGAGCAGAAGAUAAAACUGUACCAGGACCAGUUGCAGAAGUGGAUUCGUGGUAAUGUGAGUGCGUGUGCGAGGUCUGUUUUCAUCUUUGACGAGAUGGAUAAAUUGCACCCUGGGAUCAUUGAUGCAAUCAAGCCAUUUCUAGACUACUAUGAGCAAGUGGAUGGAGUGUCUUACCGCAAAGCCAUCUUUAUCUUUCUCAGCAAUGCAGGUGGGGACCUCAUAACUAAGACGGCGCUUGACUUUUGGCUGGCAGGAAGAAAGAGGGAAGACAUUCAGCUGAAGGACCUGGAACCUGUGCUGUCUGUCGGAGUCUUCAAUAAUAAACACAAAUGUUUUGGUAAAGGCUUCUUCAGACUGAGGGGGAAAUUCUACAUUUCUCCAGUCUAUGCUAUCCAGCGAAGGGAGCGCAGAGGCGAGCGCAAGAUGAGCGCCCCAAGGCUUCCCAGGAAACACGAACAGGCCCUUUCUUCUGAGGGUAAAGAACUUCAGGAUCAGGGCCCAGUGGGCACUGGGCAGACUUACUCAGCCCUAAUUGUGCAAAGAACCACACUAUCUGACCCCCUCCUGGGCCUCUUCCAGGGCUACGGGCAGCGCCCCUGCUCAGAGCCUUUUGUGGGGCUGGCAGCCUCUGGACGAGGACAGCAGGGCCCACUGGACGAUCACAGACGUCACAGUGUGUGUGCAGCGUCUGUGCUGAACUGUCCCCAUGUGGGCUGGGGGUUCAACCUGAGGCCUUUGCAGCAGACGGGACAGACAGGUCCCUUCCUCCUGUCCAUUCUCUGGCUGCUGAUUCCAGCCCUGGUCGUGGGAUUCCUCGCCCAUCCAUCUUACAGCGUCAGCCCCAGCCUGCCUUGGACCACACCUUGUCCUGAACUUCACUCGCUGCUGGAUUUCCCCAGCCAUAUCAUAGAGGGAAUCGGUGAGACCGCUGGCUUUGAGUUUGAGUCCUUGGUUCCCAUGGUGAGCAUUUGUAUGUUACACUUUAUAUGUGGGUCAGUCUCUCACUGGACUCCACAGAACCGUGGGAAAUCUGUACAAUGUGCUCAUUCUCCAUGACUGGCACGUGCCCACACUGAGCGGUCAGCUGCAGAUUCUGUAUUGCCAAAGAAGUAGGAGUACUGUACGCUGGAAAUGCUAGAGUUUGCAAGGAUAUGUAUGUUUUUUAUAAUGUCUUCUGAACCACAGAUAAUAGAAAUAUAGGAAAUUGCUUAUUUUAUAAUAAAACAUGGGUAGGACUUAAAAUGAAAUAACUGCUUAUUCCUUUCUCAGGUAUUCUUAAAUGGCAUGAAUGUUGUUGAAUGUGUGGCAGUGUACCGUCCCAGCCAUAGAUCAAACAGGGUCAUCUGAUAAGGACACCUUAUGUGGCAGCACCAGGCUGGAACUGCCCUGAUCACUGGGAGGUAACACUCAGGUUCCACCCAGUGUGACUCAUUCUGUGUCCCUCCUGUGGUUCCAAUGCAGCUGCAGACAUGCCCUUAGAACAGCACAGCAUUUUCACGUAUGAAGUGUGGUAAGAGCGAAUUUUUGACAUGGAACUGCCUUAUAGGGUAUCACAGUCUUUGAAAAAUGCCAAGGUAAGGCUUAAAAUUUUUAGUACAUAUUCUCAAAUUGGAGCUAAGUUACAUUUCUUUUAUAACUUUUUGGGUAUCUGGUCAAGCAGAGACAAGAUUUCUGUUUAUAGUGGUGUAAUAAACUCAACACAUGUUGGCCACCUUUGGACUGCUGUUACUAACUAUAGCUUGAAAAGGCCACACACAGCCCAGCCUCCCCCACCCCUCAUAAAAUAUGGACAAGAGUUUGAAUUGACCUGGAUAUAGAAUCUUAUAAUAAAGGCUAAAUUUUAUGAUA